Messenger RNA from Didymella exigua CBS 183.55, 603 nucleotides. RefSeq lists its product as uncharacterized. Gene Ontology annotation, cellular component: cell cortex; cytoplasmic vesicle; plasma membrane. NCBI's taxonomy places the organism in Eukaryota, Fungi, Ascomycota, Dothideomycetes, Pleosporales, Didymellaceae. Gene Ontology annotation, molecular function: GTP binding; protein kinase binding; GTPase activity. Gene Ontology annotation, biological process: regulation of cell shape; regulation of actin cytoskeleton organization; establishment or maintenance of cell polarity. The coding region runs from base 1 to 603 and encodes 200 amino acids. The transcript has 6 exons. The record is from RefSeq and is a predicted model, not a curated record.
AUGGCCGCCCCUGCGACCCAAUCCCUAAAGUGUGUCGUGACUGGCGACGGUGCCGUGGGCAAAACAUGUCUCCUCAUUUCCUACACAACGAAUGCCUUCCCCGGCGAGUACAUUCCCACUGUCUUCGACAACUACUCGGCGAAUGUCAUGGUUGAUGGCAAGCCCAUCAGCCUGGGGCUGUGGGAUACUGCUGGACAGGAAGAUUACGACAGACUGCGACCGCUGUCGUACCCCCAGACCGACGUGUUCCUCAUCUGCUUCUCCAUUGUCAGCCCGCCAUCGUUCGACAACGUAAAGGCGAAGUGGUACCCUGAGAUCGACCACCACGCACCGGGCGUACCCAUCAUCCUCGUCGGCACGAAGCUCGAUCUGCGCGACGACGAGACCACCAAGGAGUCGCUGCGCCAGAAGAAGAUGGCGCCCAUCCAAUACGAGCAGGCAGUCAUGGUCGCCAAGGAGAUCAAGGCACAGAAGUACCUCGAGUGCUCUGCGCUCACACAGCGCAACCUGAAGAGCGUCUUUGACGAGGCAAUCCGCGCCGUCCUUAGCCCCCGCCCUCAACAAUCCCAGCAGAAGAAGAAGAGCAAGUGCACCAUCUUAUAA